Messenger RNA from Drosophila bipectinata, 1937 nucleotides. RefSeq names its product Dichaete (gene D). Gene Ontology annotation, molecular function: RNA polymerase II cis-regulatory region sequence-specific DNA binding; DNA-binding transcription factor activity, RNA polymerase II-specific. The record is from RefSeq and is a predicted model, not a curated record. Gene Ontology annotation, biological process: positive regulation of transcription by RNA polymerase II; anatomical structure morphogenesis; cell differentiation. Lineage: Eukaryota; Metazoa; Arthropoda; Insecta; Diptera; Drosophilidae.
CCGGAGAAAUCAUUCAGAGAGUAGCUGUCGAGCCGAGCAGAAGCACAAGCGAGAGCUACCAGUCAAAGGUGAAAAAAAAUCAAAAUCAAAUAAUAUUAAAUCCAAAAUCGCAUCCAGAGAACUUGAAUCUUAAAUCAGAAACUAAAAUACACAGACACUGAGACACAGAUUGUGAACCAGAAAGUGAAGUGCUGAAUUUUCGAAAACUAAAAAAAUAAUUAAACAAAGUGUUAACAUUAACUGAAAUGGCCACCUUAUCGACACAUCCCAAUUACGGUUUCCAUCUGGGCCAGCCCCAGGGACUGGAGGACUACGCUCCCCAGGGCCAGCUCCAGCUGAGUCCCAGCAUGGACAUGGAUAUCAAGCGGGUGCUGCACUACUCCCAGAGCCUGGCGGCCAUGGGAGGCUCCCCGACCGGACCAGCCGGCGGUGGUGUGGCUGGCGGCGCCAAUAUGGGCCACCACAUGUCUGCCGGACACAUGUCCACACACCACAUGCAUCAGGCGGUCUCCGCCCAACAGACUUUGUCGCCAAACAGCUCCAUCGGAUCCGCCGGAAGCCUGGGCAGCCAGAGCAGUCUGGGCAGCAGCGGCAGUGGCAUGAAUGUUUCCGGUUCCGGGUCUGGACAUCAGUCCGGCGGCAUGCACAGCCUGGCCACCUCUCCCGGCCAGGAGGGACACAUCAAGCGGCCCAUGAACGCCUUUAUGGUGUGGUCCCGCCUCCAGCGUCGUCAAAUCGCCAAGGAUAAUCCCAAGAUGCACAACUCCGAGAUCUCGAAGAGGCUGGGAGCCGAGUGGAAGCUGCUGGCCGAGACCGAGAAGCGUCCCUUCAUCGACGAGGCCAAGCGCCUGCGGGCCCUGCACAUGAAGGAGCACCCCGACUACAAGUACCGCCCACGUCGCAAGCCCAAGAACCCCCUGACCGCCGGACCUCAGGGCGGCCUCCAGAUGCAGGGAGGACCCAUGGGUCAACAGAAGCUGGGUGCCGGUGCCGGAGCGGGUCCCGGAGGCUACAAUCCCUUCCACCAGCUGCCGCCAUACUUCGCCCCCUCGCACCACCUGGACCAGCCCUACCCAGUGCCAUACUUCGGUGGCUUUGACCCCUUGGCCCUCUCGAAGCUCCACCAGUCGCAGGCUGCUGCGGCGGCGGCCGUCAACAACCAGGUGCAUAAGGUGGAGCCCCAGGCGCCGCCCCAGUUGCCGCCCACCUCGCUGAGCAGCUUCUACUCGGGCAUCUAUUCCGGCAUCUCGGCGCCCUCCCUGUAUGCCGCCCACUCCGCCAACGCCGCCGGUCUGUACACAUCCUCGUCGACCUCCUCGCCCGGCUCCUCGCCCGGUACCAUCACACCCAACGGCAUGGACGGAUCCAUGGACAGCGCCCUGCGACGACCUGUGCCGGUGCUCUAUUAGAGCCGGAGAGACGAGUAGAGUACAGAGUAGAGUACAAUUGUUGAAGCAUUCCCCAAAGUGAUCCACUGGUUUUAAAUCUUCAAAAGCUCUAAGUAAGCCAAUCCUCCAAACCACUCCGCUUAAUUCUAGUACAAUCUUCGCACGUCAGACCAUAGAGAGUAAGGGAAGGAAAGAUCAUCCAGCACCGAACAUUCCUAGCCAAUACUAUGAACUAUAAUUUAUUAAACUUACAAACAAAAACCAACAAAAACAAAUGACAAAAAAACAAAACCUAAUUGUAAAUUAAUUUUAUUUAGUUUUAAGAUUUAAGAGAGAGCGCCUCCUCCUCCUCCUUGUUGUUUUUUUUCGUGUCAGCACCAAUUAAUAGUCUAGCUCUUAGUUCUUAAAGUCUAAUCCCUUCAAAUUGUAAAUAUCCCAGCCCAUUUCGUUAUAGUUUCCUAGAACAUAUGGUACAUAAAUGUAUUAUUGUAUUAUUAAUUAUAUUAAAAUUAUAUUAAACUAAGCGCUAAAUGGUAAAUGAAUGCCAAC